This is a messenger RNA of Papaver somniferum (opium poppy), 549 nucleotides long. RefSeq lists its product as uncharacterized. The record is from RefSeq and is a predicted model, not a curated record. Bases 1 to 549 code for a protein of 182 amino acids. Gene Ontology annotation, molecular function: nucleic acid binding; RNA-DNA hybrid ribonuclease activity. Lineage: Eukaryota; Viridiplantae; Streptophyta; Magnoliopsida; Ranunculales; Papaveraceae. The transcript has a single exon.
AUGGAGAAUAUUAUGCUACAUGAUUGGUUGAUUAACAAAUUCCUAUCUGCUACAAACAAUUCUGUUAGUCAAGUUGUUAAUGUGGAUAAAAUUGCUACUGCGUUAUGGAUUAUUUGGAAGGUUAGAUGCUCCUUAAUUUUUGAUAAUGUACAGGUCAAUGUCCAAGAAACAAAAAGGAGGAUUAACAGGGAAUUUAAUGAAUGGCUAAUCCACAGACCAAUUCAACACUCAAGAAGUCAGAAUACUGAUACAGAAUUACUAUCCUCGAAAGCUCCUGACCAAGGAGUUUUUAAGAUCAAUUUUGAUGAAACAUUUUAUAAAGAAACAGGAAAUAUUGGAUUGGGAUUAAUUUGGCGGGGUUUUGCAGAUAGCUGCCAUGGAGUUAUAUGCAUCCCCACAACAGCAGUAGAUGCAGAACAAGCUGAAGCACUUGCGUUGCUAGAAGCAAUCAAGUGGGCGAAAGAAGUAGGGCUAAAGGAAGUUCAAUUUGAGGGUGACUGUAACAAUGUGGUGAUGGCUGUCAAUGGAACCAUAGGAUCAGUCCACUGA